CCAGACGACGAGCGGAGAUUGGAAGUGCUUAAUUUAUCUUUAUGUGAAUUGCACAAUAUCAGUGACAUAGUGCACUGGGCGCUGGCGCACUGUCCAAAUAUGCAGUUUUUGGAUUUGACAGCAGUAGCGUUAGUCGAUUCUUCGGUCAUCGAAAUUUGUUUGAAGGAAAAAGCUGAUAAGGCUCCGAUUACAACAUUUGCACUAGCCGACUGCAGGGAUUUGGAAGGUGAAGCCGAAAGAGUCAGUGAAAUAUUUGGAAUAAUGCUCGCAGCAAACAGUACUGCCCGAUUUCAGUUAAGUAGGAGAUUUCGUAGUGAAAUUCAACAGUGCUUACCCGAUGGAUUCAAAUUUUGCUUGAAAUAA
Molecule: messenger RNA, 363 nt
Organism: Gongylonema pulchrum
Lineage: Eukaryota; Metazoa; Nematoda; Chromadorea; Rhabditida; Gongylonematidae
Source: the annotation of a GenBank genome assembly